GGGGGAGGUUUGACAACAGUCAUCCUCUCUGUAGCGUAGCCUAGAGAAACCGGUGACAUUUUCAGUUUUGACGUUUGCAAAAACAACCUGAAAAUAAGUUGUCGACCUUUGAGUCUGGCUAGCUAGAGCACGAGGAGGCAGCUCCUCAGCGCGGGGUAGCAAUUGGCUGCGCGUGCACUCACUUCGACUCCCCUUCUCUCUCUGUCUAUUCAUUUCCUAUCACGCGUUCUGUAAAAUUGCCCACACACAUACACACGAUGUGGUUUGAGUGUGUAUGCGCGCACCGGAACCCAAAGUCGCUCGGUGGCGUCAGCAAUCAUUGGCAAUUUUGAAGAUUAACGAGGUUAUCCUACAUUCGACCGUCAGGGAGAGAGCGGACCAGAGAGCACAGACUGCUGCGCCGACCUGCCUGCGUGUCGAGGUGGAUAGGAAGCUUGGCUCUGGCUCGCAGCUUUGUUGGACUGGAUCGAAUUGGACACAGCGAAGAGCAGUGGGACUAUAUAGAGACAGGGGGGGGAAUAUGACCGAUAAACGGAUGUCGCGGUGGUAUUUCGGGGGGCUCGCUUCCUGCGGGGCUGCCUGCUGCACCCAUCCUUUGGACCUCAUCAAGGUAAGUGUUGGAGAGAGAACCAUAUAACCCCCCUCCCUGGCAGGAUUAUAGCCAACCUACGGAGGCUGCAGGCCCGCUAGUCAGCCAGCUGUUUACCUGGAAAGCUGGGGACAACAUCUGCCCUGAUUUGAUCCAAUGUUAUAAAAUAGUAAACAGGCUACUGGGUUCUAUCCAAACUAAACACAGCGCACUGCGGAUGAUCGGAAAAAUAGGACAGAAAAGGAAAAGUUGUAGAAUCAUUUUCUCUCUCUCUUUCCCUCUCGCUCUCGUCUAGCCUAGUCACAUGACACUGAGUGUGUAUGGUCUGUGUCCGGCGGGGGUACGGGUAGCAGUGAUUGGCCUCGUUAAGCGCGAGCUCUCCGGUUCACUGACCGGCUAACUGCGCAGCUCAGGUGCAGAGUAAACGGGGUUAGGCCUAGUGGAACUGUAGCGCUAUAGCUGUCUCAUAUUACGGAUAACGCACAGUAGUAGUAGUAGUAGCCACAUGCUCUACUGUUGUCAUUGAGCAUGUACAGGCCAGGGUCAUCUCGAAGUCAAGAAUAGCACACACAGAAUGCCAUAUCCCAUCCCUACAGUAGGCCUGUGUGCGGUAUAACAUGUGUAGGCUUAAUUAACAAGCCUGAUUAACACUGCAGGGCCAAGCUGAACUGUACUGGCCUGUUUAUGCAUCCACCACAGUUGCUGGAACCGUCCUGGAAAGUGAAGAAAAAUGCAAAAUUCCCGAGCCAGUGCAGUACGGUUGGGGUCCUAUAGUGUAACAGAAUGCCAGAGGCAUACAAGUAGGUCAGUGUUUAGUGUAAUUAUAUAGACAUGGUAUGACAUUACAGCACUAACUAGCAGUCUUAAAACAGCUGUUAACUCUAGGGCUUCCUGUGUGUAGCGUCUCUGUGUUUGAGUGUACUAAGAGGUCUGGGCCUUUAUGAAAAAAAUUUAUGCACUCUGGAUAAGAGCGUCUGCUAAAUGACGUAAAUGUAAAAUGUAUGGCACAGGUGGUAGUGCAAGAGGCAGGCCCGUAACUGCAGGGUUGCUGGUUCGAACCCUGCUCCAGAUGCUUUCCCCUCGAUCACUGUAUCUGUAUCGGAGAGGUGAGCCUGUGUUGGACAGAGGUGAUAGGGUAGUGGGCGGAGCCUGUGUUGGACAGAGGUGAUAGGGUACUGGGCGGAGCUAGUGUUGGACAGAGGUGAUAGGGUACUGGGCGGAGCUAGUGUUGGACAGAGGUGAUAGGGUACUGGGCGGAGCUAGUGUUGGACAGAGGUGAUAGGGUACUGGGCGGAGCUAGUGUUGGACAGAGGUGAUAGGGUACUGGGCGGAGCUAGUGUUGGACAGAGGUGAUAGGGUAGUGGGCGGAGCUAGUGUGGACAGAGGUGAUAGGGUAAGUGGGAGGAGCUAGUGUUGGACAGAGGUGAUAGGGUAAGUGGGCGGCGCUAGUGUUGGACAGAGGUGAUAGGGUAGUGGGCGGAGCUAGUGUUGGACAGAGGUGAUAGGGUAGUGGGAGGAGCUAGUGUUGGACAGAGGUGAUAGGGUACUGGGCGGAGCUAGUGUUGGACAGAGGUGUGUGGGGAGUUGAUAGUGUAGUCUAGACAGCCUGUCUCAACUCGCUUACUUAGAAGUCUAAAUGUGUAUAAUUACUUUGUGGGAGAGACACACACACAUACAGUGCAUGCACACAUUACACACAUCCCACACAUACACAUAUAGCAUAAUUGAUACUGACAGCAUAGUACAGUACAGGUCAGUGAAGGUAUUGUCUGUGAACCGGUAAGCAUGUUUUAUGUCAGAUUGAAACUACUAUUACCUACAUAUACUAUGUAUAUGAAAAAUGUAUGCACUCACUAACUGUAAGUCGCUCUGGAUAAGAGCGUCUGCUAAAUGACUAAAAUGUAAAAAUGUAAAUGUAAUUACCUACAUAUACUAUUACCUACAUAUACUUUUACGUUUUAUGUCAGAUUGAAACUACUAUUAACUACAUAGUGCACUACUUUUGCCCAGAGCCCUAUGGGUACUAUAUAGGGGAUAGGGUGCCAUUUGGAACACAGGGUAGCAGUGAUCGGCCUCGUUAAGUCACUGACCGGCUAACUCCGCGCACGGUGCGGUGUGGGUGCUAGUGGUAAUACAGAGUGUUAGUAGGUAGUAGUGGUAGUAUGUAGCGUUAGUAGUGUCGUAGUAGUAGUAGUAGUAGUAGAGUAGUAGUAGUAGCGUAGUAGUAGUAGUAGUAGAGUAGGUAGUAGUGUAGUGCUGGUAGUUAGUAGAGUAGUAGUAGUGAGUAAAGUAGUGUAGUAGUGGUUAGUAGGUAGUAGUAGUAGUAGUAGUAGUGUAGUAGUAGUAGUAGUGUAGUAGUAGGUAGUGUAGUAGUAGUGUAGUAGUAGUAGUAGUCGUAGCAGUAGUAGUGUAUAGUAGUAGUAGUAGCAGUAGUAGUAGUAGUAGUAGCAGUAGUGGUAGUAGUAGUAGCAGUGUAGUAGUGAGUAGUAGUAGUGAGUAGUAGUACACAGUAGAGUAGUAGUUGGUAGUAGUAGCAGUAGUAGUAGUAAGUAGUAGUAGAGUAAGUAGGUAGUAGCAGUAGUAGUAGUAGUAGUAGUAGUGGUAGUAGCAGUAGUAGUGAUGUAGUAGUAGUGUAGUAGUAGUGUUAGUAGCAGUAGCAGUAGUAUAGUAGUAGGUAGUAGUAGCAGUAGGUAGUGUAGUAGCAGAGUAGUAGUAGCUGUCUACUGUGUCAUUGAGCAUGUAGUAGCAGGGUCAUUCGAGUCAAGAGUAGAUGGGUAUAUCGCUAUACGUGUGUGUGAGUAGUAGUGAGUGUAGACAACUGGUCAGUAGCACAGUAGUGGUGACGAUGUCUGAGCUAGCAGGAGCAUCGUAGUAGAGAGUUGUGUAGGUUGUUAGCAGUGUAGCCUUAUUAGCUGUGUAUGUAGCAAUGGGCAUGACAGUUAUGAAAUGACUGGUGAAGCAAUAGAGCGUGAUUCAGAGUUUAUGAUGGUAGUUCGAGUAAUGUGGUAGUACUGUAAUCGGUAUAGUUAUUAGUAGCAGUAAGUGUAAGUAUAUUAUAGUGUGGAGUAGAGAAAGUGGAGUAGUAAGUAAGUCAGACAGUAUGACCAUAAAAGUAGUACGAGCUGGGCAUGGUCCAUCUCGAAGUCAACAAUUGAUGGUGGACCAUCCAUCCUGCUCUAUACUGUGUGUAGUGAGAGAUGACGACGACAAACCUGCCAGAACAAGACAAACAAGAUGGGAUGAGCUUGUCCCUGGAAGUAGCCAUGCCAGGCAUCUAUGUAAGAGAGUUGGGUCAGGCUUGUUACGCCAUGUUAGCACCUUUAUUCUCAAACUGUUGGUCAUGUAGCAUAGCAGAAGCACCCCUGACGUUCUAGGGAAUGACCUGCCUGUGAACAAGCAAAAUAGAGCAGUGAUUUUUACAGAUGUUUUUAUUGAUUAGCAUUCGAGAUAAUGUGGUAUCAACACUGUACAUCUUCAUAGUUUAAAAAACCUAUCUGAAAUAAACAGCACAAUGCGAAAGUGUAAAGUAUCACUUAUCAACAGCUGUGGAGGAGAAAGUGGAGCUCAGACAAGUAAAGUUCAGACAGAAAUUGACCACACAGAGUGUACAAAACAUUGGACACAAACUGACAUCUACUACCAUACCCCAUUCAAAGGCACUAAUCUUUUGUCUUGCCCAUUCUGAAUGGCACACAUACACAAUCCAUGUCUCGAUUGUCUCAAGGCUUAAAAAUCCUUCUUUAACCUGUCUCCUCCCCUUCAUCUACACUGAUUUGAAGUGGAUUUAACAAGUGACAUCAAUAAGGGAUCAUAGCUUUCACCUGGAUUCACCUGGUCAGUCUAUGUCAUGGAAAGAGUUCUUAAUGUUUUGUCCACUCAGUGUAUAUGACUCUAGCCUGCCUUCUCCUCUUCUCCUGAAGCUAGCCAUGACUAGCUUAGCGUCCCGGGUUGUAGUGCUGCCGUCCCCUCUUCUCCUGAAGCUAGCCAUGACUAGCUUAGCGUCCCGGGCUGUAGUGCUGCCGUCCCCUCUUCGCCUGAAGCUAGCCAUGACUAGCUAUACGCGUCCCGGGCUGUAUGUGCUUGCCGGGCCCCUUCUUCCUCCUGAAGCUAGCCAUGACUAGCUUAGCGUCCCCGGGUUGUAGUGGCUGCCGUCCCCCUCUUUCUCCUGGAAGCUAGGCCAUGACUAGCUUAGCGUCCCGGUUUGUAGUGCUGCCGUCCCCUCUUCUCCCUGAGAGCUAGCCAUGACUAGCUUAUAGCGUCCCGGGCUGUAGGUUCCGUCCCUUCUUCUCCUGAAGCAGCCUGACUAGCUUUGCCCCUGCUGUAGUUGCCCCCCCUGAAGCUAGCCAUGACUAGCUUAAGCGUUCCCGGGCUGUAGUGUGCUGCCUUCCCCUCUUCUCCUGAAGCUUAGCCAUGACUAGCUUAGCGUCCCGGGGCUGUAGUGCUGGCCGUCUGGCCCGUCCCCUCUUCUCACUUAAGCUAGCCAUGACUAGCUUAGCGUCCCUGGGCUGUAGAUGCUGCCGUCCCCUUCUUCUCCUGAAUCUAGCCAUGACUAGCUUAGCGUCCCGGGCUGUAGUGCUGCCGUCCCCAUCUUCUCCUGAAGCUAGCCAUGACUAGCUUAGCGUCCCGGGCUGUAGUGCUGCCGUCCCCUCUUCUCCUGAAGCUAGCCAUGACUAGCUUAGCGUCCCGGGCUGUAGUGCUGCCGUCCCCUCUUCUCCUGAAGCUAGCCAUGACUAGCUUAGCGUCCCGGGCUGUAGUGCUGCCGUCCCCUCUUCUCCUGAAGCUAGCCAUGACUAGCUUAGCGUCCCGGGCUGUAGUGCUGCCGUCCCCUCUUCUCCUGAAGCUAGCCAUGACUAGCUUAGCGUCCCGGGCUUGUAGUGCUGCCGUCCCCUCUUCUCCUGAAGCUAGCCAUGACUAGCUUAGCGUCCCGGGUGUAGUGCUGCCGUCCCCUCUUCUCCUGAAGCUAGCCAUGACUAGCUUAGCGUCCCGGGCUGUAGUGCUGCCGUCCCCUCUUCUCCUGAAGCUAGCCAUGACUAGCUUAGCGUCCCGGGCUGUAGUGCUGCCGUCCCCUCUUCUCCUGAAGCUAGCCAUGACUAGCUUAGCGUCCCGGGCUGUAGUGCUGCCGUCCCCUCUUCUCCUGAAGCUAGCCAUGACUAGCUUAGCGUCCCGGGCUGUAGUGCUGCCGGAGUGCAGGGGAGCGGCGCUCCCUCACUUUUUUUCAAUUUGAGAAUACACAGACCUCAUACAAUUAUUUCUGGAAAAUCAAUUCUAAAUAAAUAAUAUUUAAUUACCACAAAAAAUUCCAUGAAAAACGAUAGGCUCUUUAUUUGGUUUGUCAUUCUAUGUAUAGCAGCCUAGAGGUAGGUAAAUGGUGGUUCCUUCCCUGUCGUCUCUCUGACGGUGGCGAGAAUGAUGAAGAACUGUAGGCUGUGUGUGUGUGCACUGCAGAAGGCCCAUCAGAAGCUCGACCACUUUGUCAGAACGUUGAAAAAGAAUCAGCAACAGUUUGUUCUCCUGAAGCCGUGCCUCUCCUCUCUGACCUGGUUCAUACUUGUUGUUGCUAUGCCUGUUGUCUGGCAUGAAGUCAGUUGCCCUAGUAACGCCCUACCUCUCUCUCUGCUACCUGAGGGGAGGGAGAUGGUCUGGAUCUCACUAGUGUGUGUGUGUGUGUCGGCAUGUGUGUGUACGUGCACAUUAAUGGGUGUGUUUGUUUAACUAAACAACCUAGCACCUACAUCUAAGUUAUGGCAUUGUCUUCUAUCAGUAUUUCUCUAGAAACUCUGUAACAUCACUGGAACAAUGGGACAGUGUGUUGGUGAUGUGACUCAGGAGGAGCUGGAGGUUAGAGGUUACAUGCUGAAUUUUUGGCUUUCAGUGUCAUUAGAGAAGAUAGUCAUUAGAGAAGAUACUCAUUGCACUGUGUCCUGACUGGAGUGCUUAUUGAGUGCCAGCCAGGUCCUGCAGCAACCAGCUAUCUGUAUCUGCACUCAGGGUGUGAAUGAUUAUCUAGUCACAACAGGGUGAGAGGGAAACAUGGAGAGGGUGAUAAAGAAAGGAGAGAGGGAGAGACAGAGAGGGAAGAGGGAGAAGAAAUAUAGGAGAAAGCCAGUUAUUUACAGUGAGACAGAGGGAGUGGAUGAUUGAGGGAAGAAGGAAAGAGAAUGGAAGAGAAGAGAGAGAGAGAUGGACUGAGAGCGAGAGCAAGGGAGAGAGAGAAAGCGACAGAGCGAGAAAGAGAGAUUGUUUGUGUUCCAUGGUUGAAGGCCUUGGUGGCCUUUGAACUCAAACAGUACUGAUAAGCCGGUGGGAGCGAGAGGCGUGAUUGGCCGGAGGGAGGCCACACUUGGAGCAGAGCCCAGUUGGAAAAGAGAGAGCGAGAGUUCAAAGGAGGUCAGAGAAUUACCUUAAAAAAAACUAUUCCCCGUACACACACAACAUUAAAACACCUGUACAUACACACACGAGAACGUCAGUAGUUGUGAUAUUCCAACUACUGCUACCAUUACAACUAUCACAACCAUAUCUACAGCUCUCUCCACUGACUCCCAACUACUACAUUAUACUACUAUCUCUAUAGACAGUAACUAGUACAUUAUACUGCUAUCUCUAUAGACAGUAACUACUACAUUAUACUGCUAUCUCUAUAGACAGUAACUAGUACAUUAUACUGCUAUCUCUAUAGACAGUAACUACUACAUUAUACUGCUAUCUCUAUAGACAGUAACUAGUACAUUAUACUGCUAUCUCUAUAGACAGUAACUACUACAUUAUACUGCUAUCUCUAUAGACGUUAACUACUACAUUAUACUGCUAUCUCUAUAGACGUUAACUACUACAGUGAGGGAAAAAAGUAUUUGAUCCCCUGCUGAUUUUGUACGUUUGCCCACUGACAAAGACAUGAUCAGUCUAUAAUUUUAAUGGUAGGUUUAUUUGAACAGUGAGAGACAGAAUAACAACAACAAAAUCCAGAAAAACACAUGUCAGAAAUUUUAGAAAUUGAUUUGCAUUUUAAUGAGGGAAAUAAGUAUUUGACCCCUCUGCAAAACAUGACUUAGUACUUGGUGGCAAAACCCUUGUUGGCAAUCACAGAGGUCAGACGUUUCUUGUAGUUGGCCACCAGGUUUGCACACAUCUCAGGAGGGAUUUUGUCCCACUCCUCUUUGCAGAUCUUCUCCAAGUCAUUAAGGUUUCGAGGCUGACAUUUGGCAACUCGAACCUUCAGCUCCCUCCACAGAUUUUCUAUGGGAUUAAGGUCUGGAGACUGGCUAGGCCACUCCAGGACCUUAAUGUGCUUCUUCUUGAGCCACUCCUUUGUUGCCUUGGCCGUGUGUUUUGGGUCAUUGUCAUGCUGGAAUACCCAUCCACGACCCAUUUUCAAUGCCCUGGCUGAGGGAAGGAGGUUCUCACCCAAGAUUUGACGGUACAUGGCCCCGUCCAUCGUCCCUUUGAUGCGGUGAAGUUGUCCUGUCCCCUUAGCAGAAAAACACCCCCAAAGCAUAAUGUUUCCACCUCCAUGUUUGACGGUGGGGAUGGUGUUCUUGGGGUCAUAGGCAGCAUUCCUCCUCCUCCAAACACGGCGAGUUGAGUUGAUGCCAAAGAGCUCGAUUUUGGUCUCAUCUGACCACAACACUUUCACCCAGUUCUCCUCUGAAUCAUUCAGAUGUUCAUUGGCAAACUUCAGACGGGCCUGUAUAUGUGCUUUCUUGAGCAGGGGGACCUUGUGGGCGCUGCAGGAUUUCAGUCCUUCACGGCGUAGUGUGUUGCCAAUUGUUUUCUUGGUAACUAUGGUUCCAGCUGCCUUGAGAUCAUUGACAAGAUCCUCCCGUGUAGUUCUGGGCUGAUUCCUCACCGUUCUCAUGAUCAUUGCAACUCCACGAGGUGAGAUCUUGCAUGGUGCCCCAGGUCGAGGGAGAUUGACAGUUCUUUUGUGUUUCUUCCAUUUGCGAGUAAUCGCACCAACUGUUGUCACCUUCUCACCAAGCUGCUUGGCGAUGGUCUUGUAGCCCAUUCCAGCCUUGUGUAGGUCUACAAUCUUGUCCCUGACAUCCUUGGAGAGCUCUUUGGUCUUGGCCAUGGUGGAGAGUUUGGAAUCUGAUUGAUUGAUUGCUUCUGUGGACAAGUGUCUUUUAUACAGGUAACAAACUGAGAUUAGGAGCACUCCCUUUAAGAGUGUGCUCCUAAUCUCACCUCGUUACCUGUAUAAAAGACACCUGGGAGCCAGAAAUCUUUCGGAUUGAGAGGGGGUCAAAUACUUAUUUCCCUCAUUAAAAUGCAAAUCAAUUUAUAACAUUUUUGACAUGCGUUUUUCUGGAUUUUUUUGUUGUUAUUCUGUCUCUCACUGUUCAAAUAAACCUACCAUUAAAAUUAUAGACUGAUCAUUUCUUUGUCAGUGGGCAAACGUACAAAAUCAGCAAGGGAUCAAAUACUUUUUUCCCUCACUGUACAUUAUACUACUAUCUCUAUAGACAGUAACUAGUACAUUAUACUGCUAUCUCUAUAGACAGUAACUACUACAUUAUACUGCUAUCUCUAUAGACGUUAACUACUACAUUAUACUGCUAUCUCUAUAGACGUUAACUACUACAUUAUACUACUAUCUCUAUAGACAGUAACUAGUACAUUAUACUGCUAUCUCUAUAGACAGUAACUAGUACAUUAUACUACUAUCUCUAUAGACAGUAACUAGUACAUUAUACUACUAUAUCUAUAGACAGUAACUACUACAUACUACUAUCUCUAUAGACAGUAACUAGUACAUUAUACUACUAUCUCUAUAGACAGUAACUACUACAUUAUACUACUAUCUCUAUAGACAGUAACUACUACAUUAUACUACUAUCUCUAUAGACAGUAACUACUACAUUAUACUACUAUCUCUAUAGACAGUAACUACUACAUUAUACUGCUAUCUCUAUAGACAGUAACUAGUACAUUAUACUUCUAUCUCUAUAGACAGUAACUAGUACAUUAUACUGCUAUCUCUAUAGACAGUAACUACUACAUUAUACUGCUAUCUCUAUAGACGUUAACUACUACAUUAUACUGCUAUCUCUAUAGACGUUAACUAGUACAUUAUACUACUAUCUCUAUAGACAGUAACUAGUACAUUAUACUGCUAUCUCUAUAGACAGUAACUAAUACAUUAUACUGCUAUCUCUAUAGACAGUAACUACUACAUUAUACUACUAUCUCCAUAGACAGUAACUAUAAUAGACUUCAAGGACAGCUCCUCAGUGUGUGGCGGUGUGUGUGUAGAUAUAUCUCUACCAUAAGUCACAGUGACACACCCGUUCCUCCAGCGUGUACCAUCUCUCAGAUCGCCACGGUUACAACCAGGUCAGCUGAGCUAUAAACACUCAGCAUGAAUCUGUCAGUCACGCUAGUAUGUCUGUCUGUCUCUGUUUGUCUAAUCUGUCUAACCUGUCUGUCUGUCUGUCUGUUUGUCUGUCUCUGUUUGUCUAACCUGUGUGUCUGUCUGUCUGUCUGCUUGUCUGUCUCUGUUUGUCUAAUCUGUCUAACCUGUCUGUCUGUCUGUUUGUCUGUCUCUGUUUGUCUAACCUGUCUAACCUGUUUGUCUGUCUCUGUUUGUCUAAUCUGUCUAACCUGUCUAACCUGUCUGUCUGUGGGAGAGAGGCAGUUCCACACUCACUCAAAAAUAGACACAGACUGAUGACCGACUGAUGAUGAUGAGUGUAAUGAUGAUGAAGAUGCAGUAUAUUGAUCGUAUUUGUAAUGAUGAUGAUGAUAAUGAUGAAAUAAUGAUUGUGUGUGUGUGUGUGUGUGUGUGUGUGUUUAGGUCCACCUGCAGACCCAGCAGAAGGGUAAGAUGGGGAUGGUGAGCAUGGCCAUGCAGGUAGUGAAGAACGAUGGAGCUCUGGCUCUGUACAACGGACUCAGCGCAUCACUCUGCAGACAGGUAGGAGGAUGGGGGGGGGGGGUGUAAUCCUGUAAUGAUAGUUCCAUUAGUGAUGUAUGGACUCUGUCCCAGAGAUAGGUAGAUGGAACCUGAGUGUUCCAGGCAGAAGGAUCAGUAUUCUGUCCCAGUAUGCUUUUCUCUCCAUCAGCAAUUUAAACCACUAAACUUAGCUCUCUGGCUUUUGUCCUGUCAAGCAUUAGCAGAAAGACAUGUUUUACCCAUACACAUUAGGACCAUAAUGUGUGCGUUCCAAAUUAUAUUUUGUAUUUUUUAAAGUAAUUUAGCAGAUGCUCUUAUCCAGAGCGACUGACAGGAAUAAUUAGGGUUAAGUGCUUUGCUCAAGAGCACAUCAGCAGAUUUUUUCACCUAGUCAGCUCUGGGAUUUGAACCAGCGACCUUUUGCUACUGGCCCAACGCUCUUAACCGCUAGGCUACCUGCUGCCCCAAAUAACGUUAUAAUCCAUGCUCUGCUUUUGACCAAUGAGCCCUGGUUAAAAGCAGUGCCCUAUAUUGGGAGUAGGGUACCAUUUGGAACGCAUGCAAUGCCUCCCCUGGAUACAGUUUGUUUCAAUGGCCUGGAUGCAGAAGUACGGCGCUGGGUUUUCCUCAAUCACACUGGACCUGAGCAGGAACAACUCUGGACCCUAAUUACAGCCUAAAGCAUGGUAUAGCCUUGAACUAGGACACAGAACUUUACCCCCCCUGGUCAGGAACAACUCUGGACCCAAUGCACAAGCACUAAGGGGCGAAUCCACUUCAGUCAAAUUGUCACUUCAUGUCCCAUUGACAUCAAUGGCAUGACUAAGAACAUGUGAAGUGGAAGUUAGUUUCCCCUCUGAUAGUGUUGCAUCAGAGGGAAUUCUCUAUAAGAAGACAGACCAGUGGUAAGAAUGUCAGGCAGUUACCACAGUAACACACAGUGAGGAAACUGGUGAAGUUGCCCAUAGACACUGAUCUUGGGUCAGUUUAGCAUUUUCCCCAAUAUUGGUUAAGGUUAGGAUUGAGGGAGGGGAAGCUGAUUCUAGAUCUGUACCUAACGGAAACUGGUUGGGGUGUUGAAACGUCCUGUUAAUGCCUCUAUUGACACAUCUCUCUCUCUCUGGAGAGGAGCUGUUUGCUGUUUGUGACAGAUGGGUUUCACCUUGUGGUGGAUUGAAGCUAUGACAUACAACUAGAAUGUUCUUAGGAUGAUAGCUACACAUUACUCUUUCUUCAAUUUGAUGUGCUUUUUCUUACUCUUGUUCUCGUGUCUCUCCUCUGCCCUCUACUAUUCUCUCUCUCUCUCUCUCAAUCUCUCUCUAUCUCUCUCCUCUCUCUCUCUCUCUCUCUCUCUCUCUCUCCUCUCUCUCUCUCUCGCUCCUCUCUCUCCGUCCUCUCCUCUCUCAUCUCCUCCUCUCGUCUCUCUCUCGUGCUCUCUCUCUCUCUCUCUCUAUCAAUUCAAUUCAAUUCAAUUUAAGGGCUUUAUUGGCAUGGGAAGCGUAUGUUAACAUUGCCAAAGCAAGUGAAAUAGAUAGUAAACAAAAGUGAAAUAAACUAUAAAUAUUAACAGUAAACAUUACACUCAGAAAUUCCAAAGAAUAAGACAUUUCAAAUGUCAUAUUAUGUAUAUAUACAAUGUUGUAACAAUGUGCAAAUAGUUAAAGUACUCUCUCUCUCUCUCUCUCUCGCUGUCUCUCUCUGUCUUUCUCUGUCUGUCUGUCUGUCUGUCUGUCUGUCUGUCUGUCUGUCUGUCUGUCUGUCUGUCUGUCUGUCUGUCUGUCUGUCUGUCUGUGUCUCCUCUCCUCUCCUCUCCUCUCCUCUCCUCUCCUCUCCUCUCCUCUCCUCUUCCCCUUCUCUCUAGAUGUCCUAUUCUCUAACUAGGUUUGCUAUCUAUGAGACAGUCAGAGACAUGUUGAGCAGCAGUAAUCAGGGCCCCAUGCCUUUCUACCAGAAGGUGCUGCUGGGGGCCUUCGGAGGUAGGGACACAAACACACAGGGUUGCGCAUACACGCAUGUAUGCUGAACACACACACACUGGGGCAUACACACAUGCACACUGUCGCAGACUAAGGGUAAUGCUCACACACACACUAAUCUCUCUCAUGCUUCUAGGUUUUACUGGUGGGUUCAUCGGCACUCCUGCAGACAUGGUGAACGUCAGGUGAGAGAAACACACAGCUCUCUUUGCAAUUUAUGAUAGUAUAAUUAUUGUAAUGUUCUAACUAAAAUACUUGUUUAAUGGUUUGGUUGAACGGUGUAUAAUUAUUGUAAUGUUCUAACUAAAAUACUUGUUUAAUGGUUUGGUUGAACGGUGUAUAAUUAUUGUAAUGUUCUAAAUUAUAUACUAGUUUAAUGGGUAGGUUGUAUUGUGUCUGAAUAUUGUAAUGUUGUAACUAAUACUAGUUUUCCCCCUCAGGAUGCAGAAUGAUGUUAAACUACCUCCAGAGCUGAGGAGGAAGUGAGUGUUCCUGACCAUUUAGACUACAUGGUAUGUUGUUGAUCUGACAAUGUCUAAGUCUGUGUCUCUCUCUUUCUCUCUCAGCUACAAACAUGCUGUGGACGGUCUCUUCAGGGUCUUCAGAGAAGGUAGGAAUGUGUGUGAGUUGUACUCUCUAUCUCUGUAGAAAAAUAUGAAAUGUCAAGAGACCGGUUCUGAGUUUAGAGAGGGAGCCGCACGCUAUCGCUCCAAUGUAAUACAUUUGAUAAAAAAUAGAACGAUAGAAAGCUUUUGUUCAAAUGAAUUGAUACAGUUUGUAUUCUGCUGCUCUGUGCUCUGUGUGACCCCUGACCUCUCCCCUCUGACCUGUGUGUAGAGGGGGUGAGGAAGUUGUUCUCAGGAGCCACCAUGGCCUCCAGCAGAGGAGCUCUGGUCACUGUGGGACAGGUACGACCGCACGGCACCCUGGGAAAUUAAGUUUAAUAGCGUUAUGUAUAGCAGUACUUUGUAUAGAUUAGAAGAGAGACACUGUUUGCUGGUUGACACUGGUUGAUUGUUUUUAGGUGUUCUCUUUGUAUGUACUGAUUUGUCUUUUGAAUGUAUUUUGAAUUAUAACACAUCUCUCCCUCCUCUCUCUCACUCAAUUCAAUUUCAAUUCAAUUUAAGGGCUUUAUUGGCAUGGGAAACGUAUGUUAACAUUGCCAUAGCAAGUGAAGUAGAUAGUAAACAAAAGUGAAAUAAACAAUAAAUAUUAACAGUAAACAUUACACUCAGAAGUUUCAAAAGAAUAAAGACAUUUCAAAUGUCAUAUUAUGUAUAUAUACAGUGUUGUAACAAUGUGCAAAUAGUUAAAGUACAAAAAGGAAAAUAAAUAAACAUAAAUAUGGGUUGUAUUUACAAUGGUGUUUGUUCUUCACUGGUUGCCCUUUUCUUGUGGCAACAUGUCACAAAUAUUGCUGCUGUGAUGGCACACUGUGGUAUUUCACCCAGUAGAUAUGGGAGUUGAUCAAAAUUGGGUUUGUUUUCUAAUUCUUUGUGGAUCUGUGUAAUCUGAGGGAAGUAUGUGUCUCUAAUAUGGUCUCUCUCUCUCUCUCUCUCUCCAUCUCUCUCACUCCCUCGCCCCCUCUCUCCAUCCUCCUCUCUCACUCCCUCGCCCCCUCUCUCCCCCCUCCUCUCUCACUCCUCUCUCACUCCCUCGCCCCCUCUCUCCCCCCUCCUCUCUCACUCCUCUCGCCCCCUCUCCCACCCUCGCUCUCUCCUCCCCCUCCUCCUACUCACCUCCCCUCCCCCCCCCUCUCUCCCCCCUCCUCUCUCUCUCUCCCCCUCCUCCUCCCACUUCCCUCCCCCCACUCUCUCCCCCCCCCUCCUCUCCUCCCUCUCUCCCCCCCUCCUCUCUCCCCCUCCUCUCCCCCCCUCCCAUCCUCCUCUCUCUCUCCCUCCCUCCUCUCCUCCUCCCUCGCCCCCUCUCUCCCCCCCUCCUCUCUCCCCCCUCGCCCCCUCUCUCCCCCCUCCUCUCCCACUCCCUCGCCCCCUCUCUUUCCCCCCUCCUCCUCUCUCCCCCCUCCUCUCCCCCUCUCCUCGCCCCCUCUCUCUCUCCCCCUCCUCUCCCCCUCCCUCUCCCCCCUCCUCCUCUCUCCCCCCCUCCUCUCUCCCUCCUCCUCUCCCACUCCCUCCCCCCUCUCUCCCCCUCUCCUCUCUCUCGCCCCCUCCUCUCCACUCCAUCGCCCCCCCCCCCUUCCUCCCACCUCCCCCCUCCUCGUCCCAACUCCUCGCCCCCUAUCUCCCCCCUCCUCUCCAUCUUCCCCCCCCCCCCUCUCUCCCCCCCACCCUCUUACCAGCUCUCUCCCCCCCUCCUCUCUCUGUAGCUUGGCAUGUUAUGACCAGGCUAAACAGCUGGUGCUGUCUUCAGGCUUCAUGGGAGAUAACAUCCUCACACACUUCCUGUCCAGCUUCAUCGCUGUGAGGAACCUGGCUUCUUAUUGGUUAAUAGAGUGCAGAGUGCUGGUUGGAUAAGGAACCAGAAGAAUGUGAUUGUUAAUUGAAUAACUCAAAGAAAACUAAUUAUAUGUAUCUUUCUCUCUCCCUGUCUCUGCCUGUGUCUCUCUCUCUCUCUCUCUGUCUGCCUGUCUGCCUGUGUGUUUCUCUGUCUGCCUGUGUCUGCCUGUCUGUGUGUGUCUGUCUGCCUGUGUGUCUGUCUGCCUGUGUGUCUGUCUGUCUGUGUGUCUGUGUGUCUCUCUCUGUAGGGAGGCUGUGCUACGUUCCUGUGUCAGCCUCUAGAUGUGAUGAAGACCAGGUUGAUGAACUCUAAAGGAGAAUACUCAGUGAGUUACUCUAUCCAUCCCUCUCUUUGUCAUCUACUCCCUCCAUCCAUCACUCUCUUCUUCGUUUCCUUCAUCUCUCUCUCUCUCUCUCUCUCUCUCUCUCUCUCUCUCUCUCUCUCUCUGUCUCUGUCUCUGUCUCAAUGCUUCAAUAAAUAAAAAAUAAAAAAUAUUAACAGUAAACAUUACACUCAGAAGUUUCAAAAGAAUAAAGACAUUUCAAAUGUCAUAUUAUGUAUAUAUACAGUGUUGUAACAAUGUGCAAAUAGUUAAAGUACAAAAGGGAAAAUAAAUAAACAUAAAUAUGGGUUUCUUUCCUCUCUCUCUCUGUCUCUCUCUCUCUGUCUCUCUCUCUCUCUCAAUGCUUCUCACUCUCUCUCUCUCUCUCUCAAUGCUACUCUCUCUCUCUCUCUCUCAAUGCUUCUCUCUCUCUCUCUCUCUCACUGCUUCUGUCUAUUUCCUGUCUCUCUCGCUCUCUCUCUCUCCAUCUCGCUCUCUCUCUUCAUCUCUCUCUCUUCUCCUUCAGUAUGUAACUGUGUGUGUGUGUGUGUUUCAGGGUGUGAUACACUGUCUAGAGUGACUGCUAAAGAGGGACCCAUGGCCUUCUACAAGGUGAGACGCACACACUCAAACACACAUACUUUGCAAGUCCAGAAGUCCCCUAGCAGGCCAACCCUAAAUAAACCUUUGGGGGCUCUGUUUGACAAGGUAAGAUUUUCUAACGAUCCUCUUCUAGUCAAGCCUGGUCAGGUCUUACCUUAACUAUCUCUGUCAAGUGAAGCUGUGUAAGGUUUACUAACGUUAUCCUGUCUAAGGUAAGCCUGGGUAAAGGUCUUACCUUACGUAUCCAUGUCUAAGGUGAAGCCUGGGUAAAGGUCUUACCUUAAACGUAUCCUGUCUAAGGUGAAGCCUGGUAAGGUUACCUUAACGUAUCCAUGUCUAAGGUGAAGCCUGGGUAAAGGUCUUACCUUAACGUAUCCAUGUCUAAGGUGAAGCCUGGGUAAGGGUCUUACCUUAACGUAUCCAUGUCUAAGGUGAAGCCUGGGUAAGGGUCUUACCUUAACGUAUCCAUGUCUAAGGUGAAGCCUGGGUAAAGGUCUUACCUUAACGUAUCCAUGUCUAAGUGAAGCCUGGGUAAAGGUCUUACCUUAACGUAUCCAUGUCUAAGGUGAACCUGGGUAAAGGUCUUACCUUAAACGUAUCCAUGUCUAAGGUGAAGCCUGGGUAAAGGUCUUACCUUAACGUAUCCAUGUCUAAGGUGAAGCCUGGGUAAGGGUCUUACCUUAACGUAUCCAUGUCUAAGUGUGAAGCCUGGGUAAAGGGUCUUACCUUAACGUAUCCAUGUCUAAGGUGAAGCCUGGGUAAAGGUCUUACCUUAACGUAUCCAUGUCUAAGGUGAAGCCUGGGUAAGGGUCUUACCUUAACGUAUCCAUGUCUAAGUGAAGCCUGGGUAAGGGUCUUACCUUAACGUUAUCCAUCUAAGGUGAAGCCUGGGUAAAGGUCUUACCUUAAACGUAUCCCCAUGUCUAAGGUGAAGCCUGGGUAAAGGUCUUACCUUAACGUAUCCAUGUCUAAGGUGAAGCCUGGGUAAAGGUCUUACCUUAACGUAUCCAUGUCUAAGGUGAAGCCUGGGUAAAGGGUCUUACCUUAACGUAUCCAUGUCUAAGGUGAAGCCUGGGUAAAGGUCUUACCUUAACGUAUCCAUGUCUAAGGUGAAGCCUGGGUAAAGGUCUUACCUUAACGUAUCCAUGUCUAAGGUGAAGCCUGGGUAAAGGUCUUACCUUAACGUAUCCAUGUCUAAGGUGAAGCCUGGGUAAGGGACUUACCUUAACGUAUCCAUGUCUAAGGUGAAGCCUGGGUAAGGGUCUUACCUUAACGUAUCCAUGUCUAAGGUGAAGCCUGGGUAAAGGUCUUACCUUAACGUAUCCAUGUCUAAGGUGAAGCCUGGGUAAGGGACUUACCUUUAAACGUAUCCAUGUCUAAGGUGAAGCCUGGGUAAAGGUCUUACCUUAACGUAUCCAUGUCUAAGGUGAAGCCUGGGUAAAGGUCUUACCUUAACGUAUCCAUGUCUAAGGUGAAGCCUGGGUAAAGGUCUUACCUUAACGUAUCCAUGUCUAAGGUGAAGCCUGGGUAAGGGUCUUACCUUAACGUAUCCAUGUCUAAGGAAGCCUGGGUAAGGGUCUUACCUUAACUAUCCAUGUCUAGGUGAAGCCUGGGUAAAGGUCUUACCUUAACGUAUCCAUGUCUAAGGUGAAGCCUGGGUAGGGCCCUUACCUUAAAGUAUCCAUGUCUAAGGUGAAGCCUGGGUAAAGGUCUUACCUUAACGUAUCCAUGUCUAAGGUGAAGCCUGGGUAAAGGUCUUACCUUAACGUAUCCAUGUCUAAGGUGAAGCCUGGGUAAAGGUCUUACCUUAACGUAUCCAUGUCUAAGGUGAAGCCUGGGUAAAGGUCUUACCUUAACGUAUCCAUGUCUAAGGUGAAGCCUGGGUAAAGGUCUUACCUUAACGUAUCCAUGUCUAAGGUGAAGCCUGGGUAAGGGACUUGACUUAAUGUCCAAUGCAGUUGCAAGAAAGUUAAUGAACUGUCCACUUGCAUUAUAAGGUCUUAACUAGGGGUGUAACGAUCCAUCUACUACAUCAAUGUAUCGAUUUAUAUUCCUAUGAUCCAACUACAUCGAUCUGUGCUCGGCGAGUUGGCCUUUUGGACAACAUAUAUCGAUCUAACAUCGUUUUAAAAUGUAAUAAAUCGAUUGUAUCGAUACUAGGAAAUAACCCAUUGGAUUUAAGCACGUCAGACUUUAUAUGGAUGUUUUUUCUUAGCACUUUUAAUGAUAAAGGCUUUAAACAUUACUCGAUUCAGUCUGCCUAUCCGUGACGUCAUCGCGCCAACAGCAGCGCAAAGGCGCAAAGACAACAAAACAUAGAGGAGAAGCCGACGAGCGAGAAAUUAUCAAGCCACCAUUGCGGUCCUUACAAGAAACAGGAAUCUAGGAAACUUCACCUGCACUGUCCAGUAUCCAGGUAUUUAUUUCAGUCACACUGGUUGAAUUUUUGGCUAAAAGGUUACUGAAUCGAUUUCAAGUCACUGAAUCGUUUCGGAUUGUAUCGUUCUAAAUGAACCAAUAUCGUCCUUGAAUCGUAUCGACAACCACAAAUCGUGAUACAAAUCGAAUCGUUGUUAAAACGAAUCGUUACACCCCUAGUCUUAACCUACUGUCCAAUCAAAUGUCAGCAUGUAGACCAACUGUCCAAUCCAGUGUCAGGGUCUUGACUAAGUGCCCAAUGGCAUUGCAAGGUUUUAACCAACUGUCCAAUCACGUGUCAGAAUGCUAACUAACUGUCCAAUGGCGUUGCAGGGUCUUGUUCCUGCAGGGAUCCGUCUGAUCCCUCACACGGUGCUCACCUUCAUCUUCCUAGAGCAGCUCAAGAACAACUUCGGCAUCAUCGUCAUCUCCUGAGCACGCUCUGUGACCUACGACCUUUACCCUCUAACCCCCCGUCCCCCCCCCGUCCCCUGCCAAGGUCAACCAAUCCCCUGUCACUGCCACGGUGCCACAUCCCCCAUUGCCCUGCGCUGUCCAAUCACACAGAGAGGUGGAUGUAGUGAUGGACUGUCCACUCUGCUAUCCCACCCGGCCCUCUUUCACGUGCUCUGGAAAUCAACCAAUCACCAGUGGAAAAGACUACGAAGGAACUGCCUACACCUGCACCAUCACCGCCUUGUCCACAGGAAGAGUU
Coregonus sp. 'balchen' is the source of this 18972-nucleotide messenger RNA. The record is from the annotation of a GenBank genome assembly. NCBI's taxonomy places the organism in Eukaryota, Metazoa, Chordata, Actinopteri, Salmoniformes, Salmonidae.